This is a messenger RNA of Pristis pectinata (smalltooth sawfish), 10044 nucleotides long. Its product is annotated as dedicator of cytokinesis protein 7-like. Gene Ontology annotation, biological process: small GTPase-mediated signal transduction; positive regulation of GTPase activity. Bases 25 to 6384 code for a protein of 2119 amino acids. Gene Ontology annotation, cellular component: cytosol. The transcript has 50 exons. Lineage: Eukaryota; Metazoa; Chordata; Chondrichthyes; Rhinopristiformes; Pristidae. The record is from RefSeq and is a predicted model, not a curated record. Gene Ontology annotation, molecular function: guanyl-nucleotide exchange factor activity.
GCUCGGGUUCGUGUCGGCGGUACCAUGGCCACUUCAACCGAGCGCCGCGCGUUCGCUCAGAAAAUUAACCGGACUGUGGCAUCUGAAGUCAGGAAGCAAGUAUCCAGCCAAUAUAGCAGCUCGCCGCAGCUGUCCAAGAAACGCAGCGGCUCCCAUCAGUUGGUUCCUCUUUCUGAAGUGGUAGAGCCUGUGGACUUUGAGGAAUACCUGACAACACAUCCCCCUGCUCCAGAACCAGGCCCACUCCGAGAUCUGCUCGAGUUUCCUGCAGACGAUAUUGAGGUAGUGUACGAGCCACGAGAAUGUCGAACUGUCGAGCCUGGAGUUCCAGAAGAAGUGGGAAUGGACCCUCGAGUAAGAGACGCUAUACAGAUCUACACCGAAGACUGGGUCAUUGUUCACAGAAAGUAUCAAAAGAUGAGCACUGCAUUUAAUGCCAACACACUGGAGAAGCAGCGUGAGAGACAACGGGGCCUGCCCAAGCAGAUCUUUGAGUCUGAUGAAGUUGUCGAUGACCGAGGGACCCAAGAUGAUCAGGAUGAAUUGAAGCGGAGGUCGGUGUCUCUAGAUGAUACUCCGAGGGGGAGUUGGGCUUCCAGUAUCUUUGACCUGAAGAACUCCACCGCCGAUUCACUCCUGCCAAGUCUUCUGGAUCGUACGGCCAUUGAAGAAGUGGACAAGCGCAAUGGGGAGCAGAGGAAAGAAAACCGACACCGGGAAAUGCUGGCACUCUUCCCGCCACCAGAUGAGGACGAAGCUGUAGAACGAUGCUCUCCUCCUGAAGUCCCAAAAGAACAUUUCGGGCAAAGAAUUCUUGUGAAGUGUUUGUCAUUGAAGUUUGAAAUUGAAAUUGAGCCUAUAUUUGGAGUUCUUGCCUUGUAUGAUGUGAAGGAAAAGAAGAAGAUUUCUGAAAACUUCUACUUUGAUUUGAAUUCUGACCAAAUGAAAGGCCUCCUCCGCCCUCAUAAUCCCCACGCUGCUAUCUCAACGUUAGCCAGGUCUACCAUCUUCUCUAUAACUUAUCCUUCUACUGACAUAUUCCUGGUAAUUAAGCUUGAGAAAGUUCUGCAGCAGGGUGACAUUGGGGAAUGUGCUGAACCCUACAUGGUUAUGAAGGAGUCUGAUUCCACCAAGCACAAGGAGAAGGUGGAAAAAUUGAAGAAUCAAGCAGAACAUUUCUGCAACAAAUUGGGCAAAUUCCGAAUGCCCUUUGCCUGGACUGCCAUCCACCUCAUGAACAUAGUGAACAGUGCCGGGAGCCUAGAACGUGAAUCCUCCGAUUCAGAAAGCGAGCGAAAGGGAACGUGGACAGACCGCAAAAAAAGGACAUUGGAAAGGAUGAGCCUUGGGGAUGAUGCCUGUAACUACACCAACUUUCGUCCAGCUACCCUGACCGUCACAAACUUCUUCAAACAGGAAGGGGACCGUUUAAGCGAUGAAGAUUUGUACAAGUUUCUGGCAGACAUGAGAAGACCCUCUUCUGUUCUGAGGAGACUACGCCCAGUGACAGCUCAACUAAAGAUUGAUAUAUCCCCUGCUCCUGAAAGUCCACACUACUGCCUCUCCCCUGAGCUGCUACAUGUCAAACCAUACCCAGAUCCUCGAGUCCGCCCCACUAAAGAGAUCCUGGAGUUUCCAGCGAGAGAGGUGUAUGUCCCAUACACUGCUUACAGGAAUCUGGUAUACGUCUACCCACAGAGUUUGAAUUUCAGCAGCCGUCAAGGGUCUGUGCGGAACAUUACAGUGAAAGUCCAGUUCAUGGCAGGAGAGGACUCCAAUAGUGCCAUGCCGGUUAUCUUUGGGAAGUCCAGCUGUGCUGAAUUUUCAAGAGAAGCAUAUUCUGCUGUGGUGUAUCACAACAAAUCUCCAGAGUUCUAUGAGGAAAUUAAAAUGAAAAUCCCAGCUAACCUGACAGAUAAUCAUCACCUGCUCUUCACCUUUUACCACAUCAGCUGCCAGCAGAAACCCAGUUCUUCACUGGAGACACCUGUGGGCUACACAUGGAUCCCUUUGAUGCAACACGGCCGCCUCCGAACAGGACAAUUCAGCCUUCCAGUGUCAGUGGACAAGCCACCUCCCAGUUACUCAGUCCUUACUCCUGAUGUCCAGCUGCCAGGUAUGAAGUGGGUCGACAACCACAAAGGAGUUUUUAAUGUGGAAGUAUUGGCAGCAUCAUCUGUCCAUACCCAGGACCAAUUUCUGGAUAAGUUUUUUACUCUAGUGCACGUUCUGGAAGAAUAUUCAUUCCCUUUUCGACUGAAGGACGUGAUCAUCACAGAAAAUAAUGUGGAGACAGAAUUGAAGGCCAGUAUAAACAACCUGCGGUCAGCGAAGAUGGAGCCACUUCUUCGAUUUGUCCACCAUGUCCUCAACAAGCUCAUCCUCCUAAUUGUGCGGCCUCCAGUCAUCAGCGGGCAAAUAGUAAAUCUGGGUCGAGCUGCUUUUGAAGCAAUGGCUCAGCUCGUCAAUCAAAUCCACAAAAACUUAGAAGGGAAUCAAGACCAACAUGGACACAACAACCUGCUGGCAUCCUAUAUAUAUUAUAUGUUUCAUCUUCCAGACACUGACCACUAUCCUCAGUUCCCUGGAUCAAGCAGUCCAUCAUAUGCAGGACCCAUUCAAUAUGCCACUUUGUCUCGUGCUGCUACCAGGCCAACCAGCCUAAACCUGUCUCGUUCAAAGAGCAUCAGCAACAGCAAUCCAGAUCUUGCCACAACGCCAACAACACCAGAUGAUGAGGUGAAAAAAAUCAUGGGUUGCAAAGGGAUCGAUCGUUCACACUCCUGGGUUAACUCUGCUUACGCUCCCGGUGGGCCAAAGGCUGUCUUGCGGAGAAACCAUCCCAAUUCAAGCUGUGAUCUCAAGCAGGCAACUGAGCGGAGUCCCAACCGCAUGUCCUCAUUUUUGGACGGCUUCACUCAUUCACAGCCCAGUCAGCCAAGAUUUUCAACAAAAAAGCUUCUCCAUGAGGAGCUGGCCUUACAAUGGGUCGUCAGCACCAGCAGCGUGCGGGAGGCAGCCUUGCAGCAGGCAUGGUUUUUCUUUCAGCUGAUGGUGAAAAGUAUGGGCCAUCAUCUCCAUCUUUCAGACAAGCUUGAGGCUCCACGGAAACUGAGAUUCCCGGAGAGAUUUGUGGAUGAUAUAACAGCUUUAGCCAGCAUGAUCACUGCAGACAUUGUCAGCAGGUUUCAGAAGGACGUUGAGUUGGUGGAGCGGCUCAAUACCAGCUUGGCAUUCUUCCUCAACGAUUUACUCUCCCUGAUGGAUCGAGGAUAUAUUUUCAGUCUCAUUCGCACAUACUACAAACAGGUCAGCAAUAAACUGCAGACAGCACAGAACCCAAAUGCCCUUAUUGCUCUACGGCUGGACUUCAUUCGCAUUAUCUGCAGCCACGAACACUACAUCACACUAAACCUCCCAUGCAGCACUUUGUCACCCCCUGCAUCCCCAUCCCCAUCAGUCUCCUCAGCUACCUCCCAGAGUUCAGGCUUUUCCACGCUCGUCCAGGAUCAGAAGAUAGCCAACAUGUUUGAGAUGUCGGUGCCUUUUCGACAGCAGCACUUUCUGGUGGGGUUGCUAUUGACUGAGCUAGCCUUGAUCCUAGAACCGGACGUUGAAGGCUUAUUCUUUCUACAUAAGAAGGCAAUUGGUGCAAUCCACAACCUGCUGUGCAGUCAUGACGCAGACCCUCGGUACACCGAUUGUGAAGUAAAAGCUCACGUUGCAAAGCUCUAUUUACCUCUAAUUGGCAUCGUGAUGGACACCCUGCCUCAGCUGUACGACUUCACAGAAAAUGGCAACCAGAAGGGACGUCUGACUGCUUCAAUGAUGGACGAAGUAGACAACGAGAACAGCAGCAUGAUCAGUCAGACCAUCGCCAUGGCAAUAGCGGGAUCACCAGUGCCCCAUCCAAACAGAAAUGCCCCUUUUCAGCUCCCUGUCUUGCCCAGCCGGCAGUAUGCCACACUGUCAGCUGAAUCAAGUCGCAUCCUCCUCAUCUGUUUCCUCUGGGUCCUGAAGAAUGCAGACGAAGAGAUCCUGCAGAAGUGGUUCACAGACCUUUCAGUGUUCCAGCUAAACCGUCUGCUAGACCUAUUGUACCUCUGCAUAUCGUGCUUCGAAUACAAGGGUAAGAAAGCUUUUGAACGGAUUAAUAGCCUAACAUUUAAGAAAUCUCAAGAUAUGAAAGCCCGGCUGGAAGAGGCCAUUCUUGGCACUGUAAGUGCUCGGCAAGAGAUGGUACGGCGCAGUCGAGAGAGGAGCCCAUAUGGAAGCCAAGAAAACGUUCGCUGGAGGAAGAACAUCACCCACUGGAGGCAGAAUGCUGAUAAGGUUGACAAGACAAAGUCUGAAAUGGAACAUGAUGCCUUGGUGGAUGGGAACCUGGUUACUGAAGCUAACCUCGUGAUUUUGGACAUACUUGAAAUCAUUGUGCAGACUGUCAUGGUGACAGAAUCUAAAGAAAGUGUGUUGACUGGAGUGUUGAAGGUCAUUUUACACAGCAUGGGCUGUAACCAGAGUGCCCUCUUCCUACAACACUGCUUUGCCACCCAGAGGGCACUUGUCUUUAAGUUUCCCGAAAUGCUGUUUGAGGAGGACACUGAGCUUUGUGCUGAUCUGUGUUUAAGACUCUUGCGUCACUGCAGCAGCAGCGUCGGAACCAUCCGAUCGCAUGCGAGUGCUUCACUCUACCUCCUGAUGAGGCAGAAUUUUGAGAUUGGCAAUAACUUUGCUCGAGUGAAAAUGCAAGUCACCAUGUCGCUGUCCUCACUGGUGGGAACUUCCCAAAACUUCAACGAAGAAUACCUUCGGCGCUCACUGAAAACAAUUCUGACAUAUGCAGAGGAAGACCUGGAGCUGCGAGAAACCACCUUUCCCGAGCAGGUACAAGACCUGGUGUUCAAUCUGCACAUGAUCCUCACAGACACAGUGAAGAUGAAGGAGCACCAGGAGGAUCCGGAAAUGUUGAUGGAUCUAAUGUACAGAAUUGCCAAAGGCUACCAGACGUCACCAGAUUUGCGCCUGACUUGGUUGCAGAAUAUGGCAGGGAAGCACUCGGAGCGGACUAACCAUGCUGAGGCAGCUCAAUGCCUGGUACACUCUGCGGCAUUGGUGGCAGAAUAUCUCAACAUGCUGGAAGACUGCCGGUACUUGCCGGUGGGUUGUGUCACUUUUCAGAAUAUAUCAUCAAACGUUCUUGAGGAAUCAGCUGUAUCGGAUGACGUUCUUUCUCCUGAUGAAGAAGGAAUUUGUGCUGGGAAAUAUUUCACAGAAGCUGGCCUGGUGGGAUUGCUGGAGCAGGCAGCAGCAUCCUUUACAAUGGCUGGGAUGUACGAAGCUGUGAAUGAAGUCUACAAGAUCCUGAUUCCAAUUCAUGAAGCCAACCGGGACAGUAAGAAACUGGCAACAAUCCAUGGAAAAUUGCAGGAUGCUUUCAACAAAAUUUCUAAUCAGAGUUCUGGCUGGGAGAGGAUGUUUGGGACUUAUUUCCGAGUGGGUUUCUAUGGUUGUAAAUUUGGAGACUUGGAUGAACAAGAAUUUGUCUAUAAGGAGCCCUCAAUCACCAAGCUGGCAGAGAUUUCAUACCGUCUUGAGGAGUUCUAUCGGGACCGGUUUGGGGAAGAGGCUGCUGAGAUUAUCAAAGAUUCUAAUCCAGUCGACAAAGCUAAACUGGAUCCUAACAAGGCAUACAUACAGAUCACAUACGUUGAACCAUUCUUUGACACCUAUGAAAUGAAAGACCGCAUCACCUACUUUGACAAAAAUUAUAACCUGCGCUGCUUCAUGUACUGCACGCCCUUUACAUUAGAUGGCCGUGCCCACGGAGACCUGCAUGAGCAGUACAAACGAAAGACGAUCCUCACAACUUCACAUGCCUUCCCCUAUAUCAAAACCAGGAUCAAUGUCAUUCACAAGGAAGAGAUUAUAUUAAUUCCAAUCGAAGUUGCAAUCGAGGACAUGCAAAAGAAGACCCAGGAGUUGGCUUUUGCCACACACCAGGAUCCAGCUGAUGCCAAGAUGUUGCAGAUGGUAUUGCAGGGAAGUGUGGGAACCACUGUCAACCAGGGGCCUUUGGAAGUGGCCCAAGUUUUCCUGGCAGACAUUCCAGAUGACCCCAAACUCUUCCGACAUCACAACAAGCUACGGCUCUGCUUCAAAGACUUCAUGAAGCGAUGUGAUGAUGCCUUGCGCAAGAACAAGACUCUGAUUGGAGCAGACCAGAAGGAAUACCACAGAGAGCUGGAGCGUAACUAUCACCGACUGAAAGAGUCUCUCCAGCCCAUGAUCAACAGGAAGAUUCCCCAGCUAUACAAGAACCUUAUACCCAAUACAAGUCACCGAAAUUCUUUCAGUAGAUCGAGCUUACGUAAAGUGGAAAUCUAAAGAGCUGAUGGAGGCUUUUUUUAAAAUGUUUGUUUUAUCUCUCGACGAUGAAGGACCUAGUAUGAAGGAUGAAUGUAGAAGGAUCAAGGCCAGAGGAUAGAGAGUUUCCUCUUUUUAAAGCCUCCUUUUCAGGACCCGUUCAACUUAAGGCAGUUGUCUACGGAAUCCAGACCGCACAUAACUGCAUCUUCAGCUUCACAAUCCUGUCACAGGAAACCAUUUUCAAAAUUAGAAUCAUAGUUCCACGUGAGUCUGGCUGAUUGAUUUGCGUGAGAUUUUCUUGUGUGGUCAUGACAUCAUUCCACGAUUGAUUUGACAUUUUAGUAGCCCGAGUAUUUAAAACAAAAUUGUCUUCAUGUCUUGUGUCUGCACCUAGACGCUGACAUAGGCUGUUGUCUAAUUUGAUGUCCUUUCCUUGUCCAAUGCACUUGUGCCCUGUACAGUAUUAUAUGGUGCACUCUCACACUAAAAAAGCCACCGGCAGCAACCAUAAAGGUUUGACCUACAGUAAGAUGUGAAGAGGUGGUCACUGAUCUCUCAGAAUUUUUUGUUUCCUUGUCGUGAAUGUAUCUUUUGAAAUUCAGGAAGGAUGCACUUUGGCACUGGUUAAGUUGGCAGCAUGAUACUUAACACAACCUCAGUCGACACUGUCACAAAAUCAAAUACCAAUAUCUUGAAAAACAAACUGGACCACUCUGGUGCCUACCAAUCGCUGCCUUAAGUCAUCCAAUAUCUGUUUUUAUAAUUUAUUACUGGAUUACUGUUUCCAUUGUGCACAUAUUUUGUGUAUUAAUGACAUUUUAAGAACCACUAAAUAAUCACCCUAUCAUUCCAAAUGUUAACUCCUUUUCAUUAAGUAUGAGUUGGAGUGGUUUAAUACAGCCUCUUGAAGAAUGACAUCAUUAAGUUAUUCCCUAAUGAAAGGUGUUGUUUCUUUCCUGCUCAGUUCUUGCACUGCUUUCCUCCUUUGGAGUUUGUUUUAAUGAUAUAAUUUAGUCGUUUGGAUGACAUAACGGCUAAUGUGGCACCAAGUGACACUAGAGAGAGUCUGACAUAUCAGUUCAGUCCUUCACUUUGCAACCUCAACUGACACAUGAAUCCAAUAGGCCCCCCUCCUUUUCAAAGAUCUGCUUGUUGGAAGGUAUGUGAUGGUGUCACCGCUUGUCAGACCAGCUGAUGAGGGGAAGUUGUGGCAAACCAAGCAGCAGCUUCAUUUAAAAGUAAAAGUUACUCCUAAAGGAAGAUAGAGAAUAUAUGGAGGUGCAAAACAUAUCUUAAGAGAUGGUUUUGUUUUUUUAGGAUCUUCUUUGCUUCUAUCUAAAUUGUCACUUCAAAAGGGGAAUGACCAAAUGCAGUGUUAGAGGUCUGAUCUGCAUUUAGUGAUGCAAACUCAAUGUUUAAAGUUUUUGAAGAAUAUUUUAAUCAAAAACGUCAUGGUCUUACAAUAACAAUUGUUUAAUGCUCAUGCCUGUGUUCAGGGGUUUAACUGACAAAAUAGGGACUCUAAAUAGAAUAUAAAAACAUUAGAUGGUUAAACUGGUGCCUGCAGUAACAUAUCACCUCACCUAAAUCCUUAGAGAAGCACCUCUGCUCAAAUGUAACUCCAAAUAAGAGCAUUGCUCUUUAUUAAAUCCAUUGCAAGUUUAACCAUUCAAUCCAUUACUAUAUUUUAUGACUGAAACCCUCUGGGCUAGGCAUCUUUUAUCACAUUAUUAUUGCUGUUAAAUGAUGUGUGCUUUGUAUGUCCGUAAUUGUCAUUAAGUUAAAAGCGAACAAAUUCCACUGCUCUCCCUUCCCCUCUUGACUUCAGUAUGUGUAAGGAAAGGUCCAGAAGUAGGUGAAUUCCCAGAUGUUUAUCUUUUACACCAGCUUCUUCCAUUACAUGCUGUGAUCAGAUUCAGGAUAGAGGCAGCUCCCUUUACAACCCCAUUUAAUGUUUGAUGCAGAUUAGGAGGCAGUGCUGGGUAAACCCACCAUCCUCCUGUUGACUCCAGAUUGCCUUUUGUUGUUGCUGUCAUGUGUUAUUUGAAAUCUAAUCCUGCUGUGUAAUUUCAAAAAUAGAUGAUUGUAGACUUUACUCUUUUUAUAUGAUUUAUUCUUAUUUAUUCAGAUUAUUUAAAGAUAUAAUGGGAUAUUUUACACAGAGCAUGUUUAUUUAAGAUUGAUUGGUUCUGACACACUUUAAAAAUUCCAAUGACCAGGGGUUUUAUUCAGCUAUUUGUUAGGCUGGGUUUUUUCUCUACUCCCAAAGAUUUACCAAACGUGUAGAGAGAUGUGUGUUCCAUAGCCCUAGCCUCCUGAAACAGGAGGGAAAGACUACGUGUGCUGUGUUCAGAACACCCAAGCAAUUAAGUUGAUGGCGGUAUUGUCAUUUGUACCUCUCCAAAACAUCAGCAAAUUACCACUUCUCCAGUGUAACUUCCCACCACAAAUGGUAGUGCACUGGUGAAGGAUAAGGAUUAUCAUUGUUGAUUCUGCUGUUCUCUCCACACACAACGCACACACACAAACUUGCAAAACGUGAUCAGACAUUUGUGGCCUGUAUUAGAGAGCCAUAAUGUGCUAAGGAGGGAGAAUUUAGAUCCAUAUCACUAGUGUUAAAGGUUAUAGAACAGCACCUUUUCAGAGCACAGUGGGAUUGGUACCAUUCUGCUUUGCUGAUUAAACUCUAGAAGAGAUUAGAGAGGGCCUGAAAUGUUGGAUUCUUCCGCAUUUCUUUUAUUGUGCAGGAAGUGGAUACAGAUCGGAUGUACCAUAGUAAUGGCUGCAUUGGUAUAUUUCUGAAAAAUUGGCAGUCCUGAGAUGCAACUAGUACUCAGUGACACUAAAUAUUAUCAAUUUGCUUUUUUUUAUUGUGUCUUUUAUAUUAGAUUUCCUUAUAUGUCAUUAACAUAUCAAAGUUACCAGCAAGACUGUCAUAAAUACAUCAUUGAUUGAUGCAACCACUCAAUCUUUGAAAUAAGAAAACUCUGUGAAUGCAUUUGCAGGUCAAUGAACAAGAGUGAUGUGCACUAAUAUGGCAUCUUUCACAUAAGGCUCAUUAGACACCUUAUUAUUGGGGGCAUUAUUCAAGACCUGGUAAUAAAUAGUGUAAAAGUUUUUCAGCGAAUUUCCGUCUGUUUUUGUUUUAGUUAGGAUACAGGCACAUGCAUACGUUAAAGUGCCUCUCGGUUGUAUACGCGUAUCUAUUCACUAUAUUAUCAACUAGUCAUGAAGGAGAAGACCCCCACUGAUUGAGAAUGCUAAAAGAAUAUGUUGCUGGACUGAGACUUCACCCUUAAUGCUCAUGAUUUAUUUUUAAUUGAAUGAAAGUUGCUUAUGGGAUGGAACUUUUUGUUUACAGCAGAUUUACUUAAUUCUGCACUGUUGAUAAUGCUGUUGUACCUUGGAACACAAGCACUCUCAGUCAAAAUGGAAUGAAGCUACGGGCCAUCUCCAAAGCACCAUCACUGGGAGUUCUCAGGUUCCAAUGUGUUACCCACCUAUCUUCAACCUGCUUUGCUCAGGUUGAUUUAUUGACUCUUUUUUCCCUAGACUACCUUUGCACUUUGUUUUGUUGUGGAAGGGGAGUGGGUUGGGAAUGGAUUCGAAAGGGUGAGGGGUGUUGCAUCAUGUCUUUGAAAUGAUUUUUUUUCUUUUCAACUUGUAAUAAUCUAUGUU